This is a messenger RNA of Angiostrongylus costaricensis, 501 nucleotides long. The record is from the annotation of a GenBank genome assembly. NCBI's taxonomy places the organism in Eukaryota, Metazoa, Nematoda, Chromadorea, Rhabditida, Metastrongylidae.
AUUCAAUCAACUCCAACGAUGCUUAAUGAAGUCGAAUGCAUGACGCAUCAUUCAGGGAUUGAACAGCGCCGAAAACUGUACCCUUCUAUCCUAGGAAAAAAGUGGGCGAUUAUCAUGCUAUACGAACUGCUAGGCGAAAUUUAUAAAAGAUACAAAGUGAUAUUUUCCUCUAUAAAACCAAAUCGUCUAGGAAACAUAAAUGAAUGCUGCCUAGAGCACAGCGACUGUUACAAAGAGCAGAAAGGACAAGAAUAUUGUGACAACACAUUUUGCGAGUGUCUCGUUGUGAGCUUCCCUUCUUUUUUCGGAUACCAUCGUGCAUUUCACGACCAAACUUUUAUUUCAUCAAGUGAUUUUCCACCUUUACCCACAACAACUAUGGAUGAUUGUUUGAAAAACGUGUAUAAAUCAAUGUAUAAGCGGAUUUUAAGUCCGUUUGUACUGAAUGUUUCGCACCUGAAAAAACCAAUUUUGGCAGAUUGCGUGGUCCUUAAGAUUUAA